Molecule: messenger RNA, 318 nt
Organism: Didymodactylos carnosus
Lineage: Eukaryota; Metazoa; Rotifera; Eurotatoria; Philodinida; Philodinidae
Source: the annotation of a GenBank genome assembly
AUGUUAUCACCAUUAUCAUCGAAUGAUGAUGACAAUGAUUCAAAUGUCAUUGAUUUAUUCUAUCACUUACGUAAAGAAAAUGACAUAGAAAAAGUUCGAAAUAUUUUACCAUUUAUUAGCAACAUAAAUAUUAUAAAUAAAAUUCAAAAUUUAACUGAUUCAACAUGUUUAUAUGUGGCAUAUUAUUAUGGACAUCGACAUAUGGCACAAAUUUUAUUAGAAUAUGGGGCUGUACAUUCCAUAAGAAAUUUACGACAUAAUUUAACGCCCUAUGAAGUAACUUAUACAGAUGAUAUAAAACAAUUGUUUGUAGAAUAA